This is a messenger RNA of Anopheles moucheti, 3841 nucleotides long. RefSeq names its product guanylate cyclase soluble subunit beta-1 (gene Gycbeta100B). NCBI's taxonomy places the organism in Eukaryota, Metazoa, Arthropoda, Insecta, Diptera, Culicidae. Gene Ontology annotation, biological process: cGMP biosynthetic process; response to oxygen levels. The transcript has 11 exons. The coding region runs from base 1 to 2319 and encodes 772 amino acids. Gene Ontology annotation, molecular function: heme binding; guanylate cyclase activity. The record is from RefSeq and is a predicted model, not a curated record. Gene Ontology annotation, cellular component: guanylate cyclase complex, soluble.
AUGGCGGCGGUGCGCAUAGACCAGCCGCAAACCAACUGGAGCACACCGUCCAACGGAAAUGGUUUGUUGGGGUACGGAUUCGUGAACUACGCGCUUGAGCUACUAGUUUUAAAAAACUUCGGUCUAAAUAUAUGGGAACAAAUAAAGAAAAAGGCGCAGGUAAAUAUGGAAGGCCAAUUUUUGGUAAGACAGAUCUACGAAGAUGACAUAACGUACAAUCUGAUAGAAGCCGCUGUGGAUAUACUCAACAUCCCAGCCGGUGACAUACUGGAGCUGUUUGGCAAAACGUUCUUCGAGUUUUGCCAAGACUCGGGCUAUGACAAGAUACUGCAGGUGCUCGGCGCGACGCCACGCGAUUUCCUACAGAAUUUGGACGCGUUGCACGACCAUCUCGGCACGCUGUACCCCGGCAUGCGGGCACCGUCGUUCCGCUGUACCGAAACGAACGGUCAGCUCGUGCUGCACUACUACUCCGAACGUCCGGGGCUAGAACACAUCGUGAUCGGGAUCGUGAAAGCCGUCGCCUCCAAACUGCACGGUGUGGACGUGGAGAUCAAAAUUAUACGCCGCAAGGGCGACCCGAUCGAGGUGGAACCGAGCAAACCGACCGCGGUGCAAGGGGCCGCCCCGAAAUCCCGGCACUCGAUCCCAAUGGCGGCACCGGUCCAACCAGUUCCUAUAACGUCCCUCGAUCCGGCCGUACCGGAACUAGCUAACCUGGGACUGUGCAAGCGAAUUCUAGCCUCCAAAACGUACGGUGAAUCUUAUUUUUCGAAUAGACUUAAUAAUCUAGCCACCUCCAAGAGCAACUCUGCGCUCAAGCAACCUACCGAAACGGCGUCCAGUCAUGGCAAUAAACUUAGCAUAAGCAGUAGUCAAAAUGGAAGCAAUAGUAUACCGCUUUGCGGUGCGGUUAGCAAAGCUAGUAAAGACACCAAUACCAAUUGUGAUAGCAGCCAAACGCACGGUCACGAGGAGUGGAAGAAGGCGAGCAAGGGCCCGAGCGCGACCGUCGAGCGGUCGGACCAUUUUCAAUUUCUAAUAACGGAGAUAUCCGGUCCGAAGACGCCGACACGCCGUUCGGACGAGAAGGAUCAGCAGGCGGUGUGCCAGCUGGUGGCAAAAGAACCAAUGAUCUCGCCGAUGACGUUCUGCAAAAUCUUUCCAUUCCACCUGAUGUUCGACCGAAACAUGCACAUCGUACAGGCAGGACGUUCGGUUUCCAGAGUCAUUCCCAGAAUCUACGAAAAGAAUUGUCCUCUGCUAGCACUGUUCGAAGCAGUUCGGCCCCAUCUUCAGCUGAGCUUUGAAAAUAUUCUGGCCCACAUUAACACAAUCUACGUCCUAAAGACAAAGGCGGGCGUUAUGUCCAAAAGCGAGAGAUAUCUAAGACUGAAGGGACAAAUGAUGUAUAUUCCGGGAUCUGAUCUGAUACUAUUUCAAUGUUACCCUAGUGUAAUGAAUCUCGAUGAUUUAACCAAGAAGGGUCUACACAUCUCCGACAUCCCACUACACGAUGCCUCGCGUGAUCUGGUGCUGCUGAGUGAGAAAUUCGAAGCGGAGUACAAGCUCACCACCAACCUGGAAAUACUAACCGACCGACUCCAGCAAACGUACCGCGAUCUCGAGAGCGAAAAGCAGAAGACGGAUCGACUGCUCUACUCCGUCCUGCCGAAAACGGUCGCGAACGAGCUGCGACAUCAGCGGCCAGUCGCACCGAAACGGUACGACUCGGUGACGCUCAUGUUUUCCGGCAUUGUCGGCUUCGGCCAGUACUGUGCAGCGAACACGGAUGCCGAGGGUGCGAUGAAGAUAGUGAAGAUGCUGAACGAGCUGUACACGAUCUUCGACGAGCUGACCGACUCGAAGAGUAACUCGAACAUCUACAAGGUGGAAACGGUCGGUGACAAGUACAUGGCCGUGUCCGGGUUGCCGGAUGAGUGCGAAAACCAUGCCAAGUGUAUCGCGCGGCUUGCAUUAGAUAUGCUGGAUAUGGCGAAGAACGUUAUGAUGGGCACGGAAGCGAUGAAAAUCACCAUCGGUAUCCAUUCCGGGGAGGUCGUGACUGGUGUCAUCGGCAACCGAAUGCCACGUUACUGUCUGUUUGGCAACACUGUCAACCUAACCAGCCGUACGGAGACGACGGGCGUGCCGGGUCACAUCAACAUCAGCGAAACCACGUACAAGCUGCUUUGUGACCCUGUCAAUCACGACCCAUCGUUCAAUCUGGAGUACCGUGGCCCUGUGGUAAUGAAGGGAAAGCCGGAACCGAUGGACUGUUGGUUUUUAACACGCAAAGGGACACCGGCAGCAAAAUAAUUUUCCCCAAACUGUCCAACAUUCCUUUCUGUGAGACAAACAAACAAAAAAAAAUACAACCAUAAUGUGUGCUGGAACCAAACCAAACUAACGAUGUAAAAGAUCGCCGAUAGCGAAACCUGAUAGCUUUUUACUUCUCAGCGGUGUGUUUAUAGAUGUUUUGAUGAACCAAUGCCUGUCUCACGGCCUGUUUGUUGUAAUGAUCGUGACAAAAUCGUGUAAAGCAACCGACUAAACCGGCAGAGGAAUCCAUUUUCCGUAUGCUUUAGUGUGUAUGCUAUAGUGUAGGGAUGUAUGUUUUGUACCUUCUGCCAAAAAGCAAUCUUAGAUUUUUGUGCAACUCCACGCUACUGAACAUUUGAAAGGCGAGAAAAAAGUGGAACAUUUAAAAGGCGUCACUGUUACAGUUCUCUUUGCUCUCUGUCUACCCUUCCUAUCACUCUUUUGCUGCAGGAAGCAUUAUUGAAGAAGGCAUAAUGUGAACAACGUUUCCUUGAGGAAGACUAGAGUCAGAAUAUGUUCUUUUUUUCGUCUUUUUAAUUUAAAUCUCCUAUUACACAGCCUUGGUGCGUACUUUUGUAGCCUUUUUAGAUAGCUGUACAAUGAGAGUAUUUAUAAAACGGUAUCGUUUUGACGUUGAACAGUGUAGCAUGUAGGUACCAAUGGUAGUCUUCUAAAGAUUUAGUAGAUUGACACAGAACAUUUAGCUAAUAGAAUUUGGGCCAAUCGUGAUAGAUGUACAACUAGUGGAAUGCAACAUCGGUGCCAACCCGAAACAAAACAAACCAGCAAAAAAGCUAACAUUCGCGUGAGAGAACAAAAAAAUCUAAUGCAUCGUAACAAACCAAAAAAAUAAUAACCCCCCGUAACACAAGCGAACUCUGAUGUCUAGUAAUAAAUUUCAUUAAAAAAUAAUUCCUCAUUGGCAUCCACUCCUAUCAUCAUACACACACAUACACACAUGAAAAUUGAUGAAUACGCUAUAGCAAUCGAGAUGUGAAUUGUGCGUGAAGCGGUACGCCAUCACGAACAAACGAGUCAUGCUUCAUUGUGAAAUGAUUCCUAACGUAAAGCAAAACAAAUGAUGUUUAUGACCAGAGCAAAACACAAAUAAAGUCUAAAUAACCCCCUCUCUACAUUCUUUCGUGGUGUAGCACCGACGGAUUGUAUGUUAGCACAAGCGUCAUUGAUAAUAUAAUCCAACAUGCCUAACUAACAGCCGGUAGUAAACAAAACAAACAAAAAAAAAGAGCAAAACGUCUCGGUUUUGGUUUUAUUCAUCAUUUUACGACCUUUUUGAUAUCAAUUUUAAGUGUUUUCAAUCCCAUAAAGCAGAGCAAACUUAAAGCAAUAUUUAAUGUUCACGGUAUCUUAAACUCUUUAAAUUAUGAUAAUAGAGACAACAUAGCGGAAAAUGAUUUAAAAUGUUUUUAUUUCAAAUUAAUACAAAACAAUUUUAAAACCAUAAUGUUAACGCCAUCAUCUUAUAUUAUUUCAAACCAAUGUCAAAUUGCAGUUUUCU